AAUUGCCGUUCUAUCCAUAUGUGUCAUUGCUCUUUCUGGUUGGCAUCGGAGCUGUCAAUGAUCGGAAAGCAUCAUGGCAGGGAUGGAACUCGCACCGCUGAGACCAUGGGAUGAUUUUUUCCCUGGUGUUGACCGAUUCUCCAAACCUGAUGUGUCUGAUUUAAGCAAAUGGAAUAACAGAGUAAUCAGCAAUCUGCUUUAUUUUCAGACUAAUUACUUUGCUGCCGCCAUCGUCGUAUUUCUGAUUGUCGGUUUUAUGAACCCAUUGGGAAUGUUUCUUGGAGGGGCAGUUGUGGCUCUGGUCUUCAUGGUCUCUGUGUGGGCUGGAGAGAAUAAAGCCAUGAUCAAGAACUUCAAGAAGAAAAAUCCCACCCUGUUUGUUGUGGGUGUCAUGGGAAUCAGCUACUUCCUUUUGUCCUUGUGUGGAGGAGUGAUGGUGUUUGUCUUUGGCAUCACAUUACCUAUGCUCUUGAUCCUUAUCCAUGCUUCUCUGAGACUUCGCAGCAUGAAGAACAAGUUGGAGAACAAGAUUGAGGGUGUUGGCCUAAAGAAGACGCCCAUGGGAGUCAUACUGGAUCUCCUGGAUCAACAAGAAGAAAAAAUCAACAAAAUCCAAGAUUUCUUGGAGAGCAAGCUGAAAGAUUGAGUAUGAAACACAUCAGUGUCAAUGAUAUUCAGCCACUGUUUCUUCUUGAGUUGUUUUUUGUUUGUUUUGGUCUUGGUUUGAGAACCAAAUGCCAAAAUGGAAAUAUCUUUUAAAUACCAAAGUAUGACAAAAUUCCAAAAGCAUAUGUUUGUCACAUCACCAAAAAGUAUGAUUGGAACUAUGCUCCGAUUAUUAAAAUGCUGUUUUUAGUUCUUGCUAAGACUGUCUAUCAAACUGUUGUCUUAGCUAGACAUCAUAAACUCAUUCCCUUUGUAUAUGCAGCUUCCAUUGACAUUUAGCAUGUUUUUGUUUUUAUACCAAAGCAAUUUGCAUUAAAAAAAGUGUAUGCUUUGUUAAGCGUCAAUAGAUUUCUAUAAACAGAGUCACUGAAGGCACUUUGAAAUAUUAAUCAUUAUAGAAAUUAUAGGUUUGGUUAUACCUUGUUUCCCCUCUAUCAAAAGCAAUUGUCAAUCAUCUAUUGCACAUUGAAAUGAACUGUUUUCAUGUGAGCUGAUAAGAUAUCUGAAGGAGAAGUGUGUAUUUAUUGCUGAAAAAUACAGUUUUGCAUGUUUUGUUUAUUUUUUGGCUAACAACCUCAGCAGUGAAUAAACCUUUAAAUGCUUCUGAUAUCAUAUUAAUGCUCAAUUACUGUUUGCUCACUGGUUUGAAGAGAUUUAAUAAAUGUGGAAUGUGGAAAAUUUUGGGCAUGAUACGCGCGAGUACAAUUAAACAACCGCUUUUGCAGAAAUCAGA
Molecule: messenger RNA, 1399 nt
Organism: Ctenopharyngodon idella (grass carp)
Lineage: Eukaryota; Metazoa; Chordata; Actinopteri; Cypriniformes; Xenocyprididae
Gene: arl6ip5b
Product: ADP-ribosylation factor-like 6 interacting protein 5b
Exons: 3
Coding region: 74-646 (190 amino acids)
Biological process (GO): negative regulation of transport
Cellular component (GO): membrane
Source: RefSeq, a predicted model, not a curated record